Eubalaena glacialis (North Atlantic right whale) is the source of this 1098-nucleotide messenger RNA. RefSeq names its product visual system homeobox 1 (gene VSX1). Gene Ontology annotation, cellular component: nucleus. Lineage: Eukaryota; Metazoa; Chordata; Mammalia; Artiodactyla; Balaenidae. Gene Ontology annotation, molecular function: DNA-binding transcription factor activity, RNA polymerase II-specific; transcription cis-regulatory region binding. The transcript is spliced from 5 exons. Bases 1 to 1098 code for a protein of 365 amino acids. The record is from RefSeq and is a predicted model, not a curated record. Gene Ontology annotation, biological process: regulation of DNA-templated transcription.
AUGACCGGCCGGGACGCGCUUUCCGACGGACGUGCCAGGAGCAGGGCACUGGUGCCCGGAGGCCCGCCCACCGGCUCGCGCCCCCGGGGCUUUGCCAUCACCGACCUGCUGGGUCUGGAGGCUGAGCUGCCCGCACCUGCUGGCCCCGGGCCGGGAUCCGGCUGCGAAGGCCCCGCGGCCGCGCCCUGCGCGGGUCCAGGGCUCUGGGGCUCCUGCCUGGCGCGCGGGGCCCUCCCGCUGGGGCUCGGCCUCCUCUGCGGCUUCGGCGCGCAGCCCCCUGCGGCCGCCCGGGCGCCCUGCCUGCUCCUCGCAGACGUGCCCUUCCUGCCGCCCGAGGGGCCUGAGCCCAGCGCCCCGCAAGUCCCCGGCCGCCCGCCGACCCCGGCCGCCCGCCAGAAGCGCAGCGAGAGCGUCUCGACGUCCGAUGAGGACAGCCCAUCUGAAGACAGGAGUGACCUGAAGGCGUCCCCCGCCCCCGGCAAGAGGAAGAAGCGGAGGCAUAGAACCGUCUUCACCGCCCACCAGCUGGAAGAGCUGGAGAAGGCCUUCAGCGAGGCCCACUACCCUGAUGUGUAUGCCCGGGAAAUGCUGGCCGUGAAGACUGAACUCCCCGAAGACCGAAUACAGGUCUGGUUUCAAAACCGGCGGGCCAAGUGGCGGAAGCGGGAGAAGCGCUGGGACGGCAGCAGCGUGAUGGCUGAGUACGGGCUCUACGGGGCGAUGGUGCGACACUGCAUCCCGCUGCCCGACUCAGUCCUCGGCUCCGCGGAGGGCGGCCUGCUGGGCUCCUGUGUGCCCUGGCUCCUGGGGAUGCAUAAAAAAUCCACAGGGAUGAUAAGGAAAGCAGAAAGUGAAGAAAAGCUGGCAGGACUCUGGGGCUCUGACCAUCUCAAGGAAGGUUCUAGCCCACAUCAGGCAGGACCCCAGAGGGGCUUGGAGGAAGGCAGCCCUGAGAGCGGCUUGGAAGACGUGGCCAUUGAUCUCUCCAGCACCACACGUCAGGAGACCAAGAGAGCGCAGCAAGGGUCUGGUGCCCAAGGAUGUUCAGACACUGAGGGGCUAGAGGGGCUCCAGCCAGGGAAGGAGGGGGCCUUAUGA